Molecule: messenger RNA, 1935 nt
Organism: Sphaeroforma arctica JP610
Lineage: Eukaryota; Ichthyosporea; Ichthyophonida
Exons: 6
Coding region: 112-1512 (466 amino acids)
Source: RefSeq, a predicted model, not a curated record
CAGUAACGUAUUUGCAUCAGACUUUUACAGCUGAAAAGGUUCUUUCACUCGUCCUAAUCAUAGUCUUUGCCUACUACUAGGUUUGAAAAGAUAUACACUUGCUUCAUCAAGAUGGCGGAUAUCUCACUUAAAACAUUCAUGGCUCUGGUAUGUCUCUGCCUUGCUAUUAGUGGGACGAUGGCACUGGAACUGUCACAUCUGGCAGAAACCCUUGACCAAGAGCGUAUGGUAGUCGCCAAUUUCUACGAUGAAUUGGCUGUAUGUAUAAAUGCACGUUACACGCACUCGCCAUACUACUGCAGAUUGACGAACUACCCAGAAGAGGCUAAGAUUCCGUUGCAGGCCAAAUGGAAACACGAGGACGUUGAGUUUGUCAAUGUGAACUGUCACUACGAACCAUCCCUCUGCCGAUCGGCCAAUGUCAGACAAUACCCCACUGUGGUUGGUUACUUGGAUGGGAAUAUGAUUGCUGUUACCGAGGGCAAUAUUCAAUUCAAAGAUGUCGAUGAUGUAGUUGGCGUUCUGGUUUCCUGGGCUAAAGCCUCAGCCAGUACACCAAACUUCGAGGAGGGAGCAGAGCUGAUGAAACUUACUAUCGAAAAUUUCGGUGAGCGCAUGGAUCGGCUGAUGGAACAACGUGAAUUCAAUGCGGAGUACAAUGAGGAACUACAACAGCUGAUAAAGGAUGUGUUAAUGACACAACAAGUGAAUUUAGAAGUGAAACUGAAGUCCAUGGUCGAAGGUGUGCAAGAGUAUGCACAGAGACAGCAACAAGCCUUACAAAAGUCUCAAUCGAGCUCGGUGCAAGAAAAGCCGUCGCAGGAGCAAACAAAGCAAGUGGUAGAAACAACCCUUUCUCAGGAACAGGAAGUGGUGGCUAAGCGCGCACAGGCGAAGGACGAACGGUUGGAAAUGUACAAACUCAUGCGAGCUAGCGAGAAGAAACAGUACGCCGAAUGGAAGAAGGUCCAGGCCAUGCGCUCCGAUCAGCAGCGCAAGGCACAGGAAAAAUUCGAAGCACAAGAAGAUCGAAUGCGACAACAACAAGAAGCCACCAGAGCUUUGAAAGCCGGGCAAGAGAAUGGCAAGGCGUACCAACGCUAUCUGCAGGACAAGGAGGACCUCAUGCGGCUACACGGCAUGCAGAAGGCACGUGACAUGAGCACGGACAUGCACACUGGCAGCCCCAAGGACAUGCACCUGGGCACUGUGAAAAACAUUGCAAUGGGAGGCGUAGAACAACACAUGGUAGACAACAGCGAACCACAGAUACAUGCACACGCGUUCAUGGGCAAGUACAUCCCCGCACAGUCCAUCAGCAAUGCGCUGCACAGUUCGUUGGUGAUGGGUCCGGACAUGAUCAUGGACGUAGUCCGCAAAUACUCCGUCACGUGUUUCUUGCUCGCUGGCUUUAUCGCCGUGUCCUCCUUGUUGCUGCUGGUGAACCUCAACCGCAUGGCCACAGAAGAUGCCUCCCCCAGCACCAAGAAGAACGAAGCCGGAUGGGUGUAGGUUUAAACGGAGACAUCAGAACAUAAUUAGUAGCGCAUGGGAAGCCCACACGAGAGAGGUAGUAAGUAGUAACAUCACACGGGAGAGGUUGGAAGUGUUAACCCCAGCCCAGUGCAUCAACAUAGUGAUCAUACUACACGAGAGAGGUUGUAAGUGUUAACACCACACGAGAGAGGUUGUAAGUAUUAACCACAGCCCAGUGCAUCAACGUAGUGAUCAUACUACACGAGGGAGGUUGUAAGUGUUAACACCAACGAGAGAGGUUGAAAGUAUUUAACACAGCCCAGUGCAUCAGCGUGGUGACCAUAUACGGCUCGUGUGUGUUGGUUGGCGGUAGUUAUGUGUGUUGGUGGUGGUUGUUGUAUGACUCCACCGACAGGUUCUUUAGAGGCUGGUUCAAAUAAAGAAAUGAAACUAAUACAG